This is a messenger RNA of Diversispora eburnea, 312 nucleotides long. NCBI's taxonomy places the organism in Eukaryota, Fungi, Glomeromycota, Glomeromycetes, Diversisporales, Diversisporaceae. The record is from the annotation of a GenBank genome assembly.
AUGAAUAGUUUCAAGCAUCUCAACAGUAAUGGAGAAGGUUCAUCCACUAAUUUAGAAAAAAAAAAGACAGCCGAAGUUGAGGAUGACAAAGAAGAGAGCAAUGAUACUGAUAUAGAUGUGGAAGAUAUAGAAUCAGUUUUUGAUACUAUAGAAACUACAUUAGAAGCAAACAAAUUGUCAACAUAUAACAAAAUUCGUCAAACAAUGCAACAAAUAAUGGGUAGAAUGGAAUCUCUUGAGAAUAGAGUCACCAUGUCACAGGUUGAAAACCAAUUUUCGGGUUCAAAUCGGGUACCUAUCAGUACCCGAUGA